Neogale vison (American mink) is the source of this 2117-nucleotide messenger RNA. RefSeq names its product N-acetylglutamate synthase (gene NAGS). The coding region runs from base 16 to 1620 and encodes 534 amino acids. The transcript has 7 exons. Gene Ontology annotation, molecular function: L-glutamate N-acetyltransferase activity, acting on acetyl-CoA as donor; arginine binding. Gene Ontology annotation, cellular component: mitochondrial matrix. The record is from RefSeq and is a predicted model, not a curated record. NCBI's taxonomy places the organism in Eukaryota, Metazoa, Chordata, Mammalia, Carnivora, Mustelidae. Gene Ontology annotation, biological process: glutamate metabolic process; L-arginine biosynthetic process.
GCCAGUCUGGUUGUCAUGGCGACGGCGCGGUUGGCCUGGGCCCUACGGGCCACCUCCGUGGGGGGAAGGCUGCGCGGUCCCCGAGGCCCUGGGGGUGCCCGGAGACUGAGCGGCAGCGCACGACGGCGGACGGCCAGGGGCGCCAGUCCGGGUCGCCGGCUCAGCACCGCCUGGGCGCCGGCCCAGCCCGCACGGGAAGGGCCCGAGGGCGCCGAGGACGACCUCCGCUCGCCUGCCGCGGAAGAGCAGGAGUGGACACCGCCCCCGGCGCCGCCGGGCCCUCCCGACCCCCCGGGGCCCCCGGCCGGCCGCUCGCUGGUGCAACGAGAUAUCCAGGCCUUUCUGAACCAGUGCGGAGCCAGCCCCGGGGAGGCGCGCCACUGGCUCACGCAGUUCCAGACCUGCUACCACUCCGCAGACAAGCCCUUCGCAGUCAUCGAGGUGGACGAGGAGGUACUCAAGUGCAGUAGCGCCGUAUCCAGCUUGGCCUUUGCCCUGGCAUUCCUGCAGCGCAUGGACAUGAAGCCCCUGGUUGUCCUAGGGCUGCCCGCUCCCACGGCGCCCUCCGGCUGCCUUUCCUUCUGGGAGGCCAAGGCACAGCUGGCCCAGAACUGCAAGGUGCUGGUGGAUGAGCUGCGGCACAACGCUGCCCCUGCCGUGCCUUUUUUCGGCGGCGGCUCGGUGCUGAGCGCGGCUGAGCCCGCCCCUCACGCCAGCUACGGCGGCAUCGUCUCCGUGGAGACCGACCUGCUACAGUGGUGCCUGGAGUCCGGCAGCAUCCCCAUACUGUGCCCCAUCGGGGAGACGACGGCGCGCCGCUCCGUCCUCCUCGACUCGCUGGAGGUGACCGCGGCUCUGGCCAAGGCGCUACAGCCCACCAAAAUCAUCUUCCUCAAUAACACAGGAGGCCUGCGCGACAGCAGUCAGAAGGUCCUGAGUAACGUGAACCUGCCGGCCGACCUGGACGUGGUGAGCAACGCCGAGUGGGUGAGCACCAAGGAACGGCAGCAGAUGCGGCUCAUCGUGGACGUGCUCAGCCGCCUGCCGCACAGCUCCUCGGCCGUCAUCGCCGCCGCCGCCACGCUGCUCACCGAGCUCUUCAGCAACAAGGGGUCUGGGACCCUGUUCAAGAACGCCGAGCGGAUGCUGCGGGUGCGCAGCCUGGACAGCCUGGACCAGCGCCGCCUGGUGAACCUGGUCAACGCCAGCUUCGGCAAGAAGCUCCGGGACGACUACUUGGCCUCGCUGCGCCCGCGGCUGCACUCUGUCUACGUUUCUGAGGGGUACAACGCGGCCGCCAUUCUGACCACGGAGCCCGUACUGGGAGGCACCCCAUAUCUAGACAAGUUUGUGGUGAGCUCCAGCCGCCAGGGACAAGGCUCGGGCCAGAUGCUCUGGGAGUGCCUGCGGCGGGACCUGCAGACGCUUUUCUGGCGCUCCCGCGUCACCAACCCCAUCAAUCCCUGGUACUUCAAACACAGUGAUGGCAGCUUCUCCAACAAGCAGUGGAUCUUCUUCUGGUUUGGCCUGGCUGAUAUCCGGGACUCUUAUGAGCUGGUCAACCAUGCCAAGGGGCUGCCGGACUCCUUCUGCAAGCCAGCUUCUGACCCAGGCAGCUGACCCUCACUGCCUGCCCUUCAGGCCCUGGGACAACCAGGGUGAACCAAAGUCAUGCCUGCUGGAGGUGAUCCCAGGCAGCCACAGGCUGGACCAGGCUUGGUGGCUAAGUGAUCUGCAGAGAAGGAAGCGGCUCCUACUCUACUCUGUCCAGAGGGGGGCGCCUAAGAGGGGACAAGCCCAGGAAGAAGGGUGUGUCCAAGACAACCCCGACCCUCACCACUGGCUCCAUAACUAUAACCAGAUGGCCUUCCUUUUUCAGUCUAGAGAUUUGGGAAGCCAGGGUCGAAGGCUUGCCGGUUUGCCUUCUAGAGCUCUCCUCAGAGCGAACCUUAAAGGUGGGCCAGUCUCUGUGGCCUCCGUUCUGUUUUGAGGCUCCCUUAUCCGAAAUAUCACCCCCAUUUGCUUGAUAUUCCACCACGUACUUUAAUUCGUUUGGGUCUUACGACUUUUCAGGAGGCCUUGAUUAAAACACAAAUACUUGUCUGAGAGUCAGCUCA